Molecule: messenger RNA, 687 nt
Organism: Tribolium castaneum (red flour beetle)
Lineage: Eukaryota; Metazoa; Arthropoda; Insecta; Coleoptera; Tenebrionidae
Exons: 4
Coding region: 86-598 (170 amino acids)
Source: RefSeq, a predicted model, not a curated record
UCCUAAUUGAGGAAGUAUUGCCCGGAAAGAAGGAAUGAAUAAAUUUUGACUAAAUAAUUGCCAUUUUAUUACUGAAAGUGGAAACAUGUCCAAGUAUUUAAUUUUAUUGGCUUUCAUUUUAAUAUCUACUAAAGGCGACUAUGUACCCGACUCCCAACGUGCCGAACUGGUUUUUUACAAUAAAACAAUCGUAAAAGACAUGCACUUCAGAUAUGGUAAAUACAACCGUACCAUUUCAGCAAUGAACGCCUCUUAUGUUCUCCUCCGCGAUUUUACUGACGCUAAAAUGAUGUUUACAAUCCACGGUGACCAAUUUUUUCACAAUGAGUUUCGUUUCACUGGCCAAAAACUCGCGAUAAAUGCUUGUCAGCUCUGGAAAUUAAAUAUGUUUCACUUGGUUGAGCAAUUUGAAAACGUUGGUUUGGUGAUGGAUCUUUGCAAUUUGAAAAAGGGACCGUAUCACAUAACCAAUUUUAUUUUUGAUUCGGAUGUUUAUCCAAAAUAUAUGCCUAAAGGACUGUGGAGAGUCAGUAUCAAGGUGAACCACGAAAAUGUCGGAGAAAUUCUUUUCGUGCGAUGGUAUUUUGAAUUAAAAUAAAUACAAACAUUAAGAAGUAAACUAAUAAUACAACAAAACUGCUUAUUAAAAUGGAAAACAAAAAAAUAUAGAAAUGAAUUCUUACCUAA